CUAUGCUGGAUUACCGACUGUGUUCAGGCUGGCGGAUACUGGCCCCCAAACGAAAUUUCUGUUCCACCCGCCGAAUUUUAGAUAAAGAGCACUUGCACUUUCAAGACCUCAAAAUUGUGACACCUGAAUUGGUUACCGCUAUCCGAAUUACAAAAAAGCCAGAUAUACCUAUAGCCCUCAUACCACAACAUCUACAACGCCUAAAACACCUCGAGCGGAUUCAAUUCAUUGACAGAUCGAUGAAAGAUAUCGACCGUCAACAAGCUUUAUUCCACGCCUUAUCCACACUACCCCUCAAGGGUCUUCACCUCAAAUCGACACUGUUUCGUAACCAGCAACAGCUUUAUGACUUCAUACGUCGUUUUCCUACGUUGGUGGAGGUGUCCUGCUCAGACAUACGCUACGCGGGAAGGAUACCCGGGCAGUAUACCGGGCCACUCCCCUUACUGCCGCACCUUCGGAGGGUUAAUAUGGAUGGCGGUCUGUGGUUAGCAGCUCUGAAUGGAACAUUUGGGUCAAUCAACAAACUGCAGAAAGUCACCGCGUUGGAUGUGCACUUUGACGAUAUUCCCAAAGUUAGCCAAUUUCUGCAGAAAACUGUGAAGAACCUUUCCGAGUUUAAUAUACGGCAUUUGCAUAAGAUUGAAGGCAAGGUGUCGAGGGCCUGGGCAAGCUGGAGGCCUGAACCUUUUGUCCUCUCACACUUGAAGACAUUGGGUAUUGAUAUUCAUGGACGGGAGAGGGUUACGGGUCUCCAUGUUCGCGCUAUGACCAAUCUCUUAGGAUGGUGGAUGCAGUCGCUGGAAAAGAUUGUCAAGGAGAACACAGUGUCACCUCUCGAACGUUUAACAAUCAUCUUGGGAUUGUAUAGGACUGACUACAUCUUGAAGCAUUCUGACGAGAUGUGGGCGACACUCGAUCGUCUUCUCACCCAGGAUCAGUUCCCCGAGUUCAGAUCUCUCCGCGUUAUCAUCAAGGCUUAUCAGCCUGUCUCGGUACAGGGCGCUAUGCAACGGACGAGGAUGAUAGUCAAGCAAUGUCCGCGUUUGGGUGGCAGGUUGACGGUUUCUGUGGUGGAAGGGAAUGUCAUAUCCGGUAAAGCACACUUCUACAACAUUGAGGGGUAAUCGAUGGCUUCACCCGCUGGUGCUGAGGGUACUUAUAAACUUGCCACCUCUGGUACACUCCAUAUUGGGGCUACAAUUGUGAAUAGUUCCUUGCGCUACGGCCCGCACAGUAAAUGAUAUCUCUUCCGCCUUACAGAUCGCUAUCCAAGCUGGACGGACAAAAUG
Messenger RNA from Guyanagaster necrorhizus, 1292 nucleotides. RefSeq lists its product as uncharacterized. NCBI's taxonomy places the organism in Eukaryota, Fungi, Basidiomycota, Agaricomycetes, Agaricales, Physalacriaceae. The record is from RefSeq and is a predicted model, not a curated record. The annotation marks the transcript as partial. The transcript is spliced from 4 exons.